GGCCUGCCAGGCUUCCACGGAGCGCGGGACAGACCCCACUCACGCCCGAGACCCGCUCAGUGGAGGAGAGUUACCGAGUGCAGAGACUCACGUCCUGCAGUGCUGCCGAUGGGUGGACAGAGCGGCCGCCAGUGUCAUCCCCUUCUAGAGUCCAUUCAUGGUUUCCCCCCCAACCCCACUCGUGAUAGAACACCAUUCUGUGAUAGGCAAGGCUUGAGCUCUGAAGCGCGAACAGUCGGUCGGUGGGGGAAAAGACUCCUGACCACUAGUCUUCACGCUGGGCCCUAAGUGCUGCCCCAGCACUAUCUGCCGGGCGCCGAGCCAGUCGGUGCUCAGGGCCCGUCUAUAUUCGUCUCCUGGCCUCUCUCCUCGCCCUUCGCUGGCCAAGAAGGGUAGGGUUGGUGGAGUGGUGCCGAAGUGGCCGUUAUGAGGACCCUGAGAAGUGAAAGCGCUCGCCUUCUAUGGCGGAGGGGUGUCAACUUUAGACCUCAGAGCUUGCUCAGCAUCACUGAUUCCUUCCCCCAACUGUGUGGCCUGCACUGCCUGCCUCCAAUCAUGGCCAUGCAAAAAAUCUUUGCCCGAGAAAUCCUGGACUCCAGGGGCAACCCCACAGUGGAGGUGGACCUGCACACCGCCAAGGGUCGAUUCCGAGCAGCUGUGCCCAGCGGAGCUUCCACGGGUAUCUAUGAAGCGCUGGAACUAAGAGAUGGAGACAAAUCCCGCUAUCUGGGGAAAGGAGUGCUGAAGGCUGUGGAGCACAUCAACAAGACCCUAGGCCCUGCACUGCUGGAGAAGAAACUAAGUGUUGUGGAUCAAGAAAAAGUUGACAAAUUUAUGAUUGAGCUGGACGGGACAGAGAAUAAGUCCAAGUUUGGGGCCAAUGCCAUCCUGGGUGUGUCCUUGGCUGUGUGUAAGGCGGGAGCAGCUGAGAAAGGGGUCCCUCUCUACCGACACAUCGCAGAUCUUGCAGGGAAUCCUGAUCUCGUACUUCCUGUGCCUGCCUUCAACGUGAUCAACGGGGGCUCUCACGCUGGAAACAAGCUGGCUAUGCAGGAGUUCAUGAUCCUCCCAGUGGGAGCCAGCUCCUUCAAAGAAGCCAUGCGCAUUGGUGCCGAGGUCUACCACCACCUCAAGGGGGUCAUCAAGGCCAAGUAUGGGAAGGACGCCACCAAUGUGGGGGACGAGGGCGGCUUUGCACCCAACAUCCUGGAGAACAACGAGGCCCUGGAGCUGCUAAAGACAGCCAUUCAGGCAGCUGGUUACCCAGACAAGGUGGUAAUUGGCAUGGAUGUGGCAGCAUCUGAAUUCUAUCGCAAUGGGAAGUAUGACCUGGACUUCAAGUCACCCGACGAUCCUGCACGGCACAUCAGUGGGGAGAAGCUUGGGGAGCUGUACAAGAACUUCAUCAAGAACUAUCCCGUGGUCUCCAUUGAAGACCCCUUUGACCAGGAUGACUGGGCCACAUGGACCUCAUUCCUCUCUGGAGUGGACAUCCAGAUUGUGGGAGAUGACCUUACAGUCACCAACCCCAAGAGGAUCGCUCAGGCUGUUGAGAAGAAGGCCUGCAAUUGCCUGCUACUGAAGGUCAACCAGAUUGGCUCAGUGACAGAAUCCAUCCAGGCCUGCAAACUGGCACAGUCUAAUGGCUGGGGGGUGAUGGUGAGCCACCGCUCUGGGGAGACGGAAGACACUUUCAUUGCUGACCUCGUGGUGGGACUCUGCACAGGACAGAUCAAGACUGGUGCCCCAUGUCGUUCAGAGCGUUUGGCCAAAUACAACCAGCUUAUGAGGAUUGAGGAGGCUCUUGGAGACAAAGCUGUCUUCGCUGGACGAAAGUUCCGUAAUCCAAAGGCCAAAUGAGAAGCUGGAGGCUCCGGGACACCAAAGAACAGACACGGGCCUUCAAGCCCUUCUCCCUGAAAUAAACACUGCUAAACAAGA
Messenger RNA from Peromyscus eremicus (cactus mouse), 1941 nucleotides. It is a transcript of the gene Eno3, whose product is annotated as enolase 3. Bases 427 to 1860 code for a protein of 477 amino acids. Gene Ontology annotation, cellular component: phosphopyruvate hydratase complex. Gene Ontology annotation, molecular function: magnesium ion binding; phosphopyruvate hydratase activity. Gene Ontology annotation, biological process: glycolytic process. The transcript is spliced from 12 exons. Lineage: Eukaryota; Metazoa; Chordata; Mammalia; Rodentia; Cricetidae. The record is from RefSeq and is a predicted model, not a curated record.